AUGCCCUCUAUGCUCAACCUUGUCCCGGCGGUGGAGACGACGAUGACCCGCACCCCGAUGUAUGUCGAGGUGAGGGUGAAUGCCGUGCCGUUGAUGAUGGUCUUUGGUGUCUCACUUGUGCUGGCGCUGGUGUACACUCUGUGGAAGCUUCUCCCGAGGAUCCGCAGUGGCGAGCUCUCGUCCUCGAAUACGGAGGCCAACUUUCGUGCGGGGCUGCUGAACCGGAAGCUGAAGAGGGAGAAGGUGCGCUCGGAGGAUGAUUCAUCUGCGGACAUGGUGUAA
This is a messenger RNA of Leishmania mexicana MHOM/GT/2001/U1103, 282 nucleotides long. RefSeq lists its product as uncharacterized. Lineage: Eukaryota; Euglenozoa; Kinetoplastea; Trypanosomatida; Trypanosomatidae. The record is from RefSeq and is a predicted model, not a curated record. Bases 1 to 282 code for a protein of 93 amino acids. The transcript has a single exon.